ACUGAUAAAAGUAAAGGGUAGCUAAUCUUACUGUUUUUCGAAGUGAGCAAAGGUCCGAGAAUGAAAAAUUAAAGAAACAAGAAAGAAACAAGGGAAUGUUCACAGUCACACGCAUAUAAAUGGAGUUUUAUUAAGCCAAGAUUUCAAACAUGUAAAUCAGUUUAUCAUAAGUCUUGUAGAAAAUAUAAUAUGGGCACUAUCACUAAUUAUAUUUAUUAAAUAUAAAUAAUGCCUAGGCCUAGACUAUAUACUAUAUAGACUAUCCCGGAGUAUCGGUAUCCUCUUGGUCUUACUUAGUCUUACUCUUAUUCUUAUUGAACUUAUAAAUUAAAUAAUAUAUGAAUUAUUUAUAAUGAUAAUUAUAUUUUUAUAUAUCUAUUACUAGUAUUACUUUACUUCACUGAUCAUAGUACUACUACUACUUAUUUAUUAUUAGGCUUACUAACUACUAAUUUAACUAUUACUAUUAGUAGUAUUAGACAGAGAAGUAUUACUUUUUAUUAGACAUUAUUAAUUAUUAAAACUGUGUACUAGCACUUAAAAGUAAUAAGUAAGUUAAUAAAAAAGACACUAUUAGUUUUUGACUAGUAGUAGAUAAUGUCCUCAGAAUGGCGGUCCCAAAUUAAAAAUAGAAUACAAUUAGUGACUUAUUAAAGUUAUUUGUUCACCUCUAAUAUCUCAUGAUCUAUUUAAAUUUAUUCUUUUUUUAAUGAAGAUCACAAUUUUCAUCAGCCUCUUCAUCAUCAUCAUCAUCAUCCCCUGAAAUAACUUUUUUUCUUUUUUUUUAAACAAGAAGAAAAAUAAAGAAAAAUGCAAAAGUAAGAGAGAUUUAAAAAAAUGUUGUUUGUGUUGCAUUGCUUUUUUGAAGUUUUUUGUAUGAGACGGUUUUCAGCAAGCCACCUUAACCAAACCAUUCAAUGCCUUCAACGUUGUGUCAUAAGUUAAUAGAAUUUUUCCUGAAAAACAUUAUUUGAAAUAUGGUAUUGUUUAUUUUAUAUUAUUACAAGCAAUAAUUAGUCUGCAAACAAAAUUUGAAGUAAAAAUUAUGUCACCAAUAAUCAACGGCUAAUGGGCUGAUAGCCGAACACUUUCUAACGAAACAUAUUCAUUUUUUAUUUUAGGACCCCCAUUCUGAGCAGUACCGAUAAUGUCAUUAUUAGUGAUUGGAAUAGCCUAUCCCUAUACAAAUUGUUAAAAUAUAGUAUAGGCUAAUUCAUUAAGUUAAUUAAGACUAAGACAAAGAGUAAAAGGAAUUAUUUUGACAUUCAUAAAAGGACUUAUGAGGAUAAUAAGUAAUCAGUAAUAGUAAUGUCAUUAAAAACUAGAGGGGCUCAUAUAAUAUAAUUUUCUUAAUAUUGUCUGACAGUGUCAACGAUACUUUUUAAAUUAUUAAUUUCAAUUUUAGCUUUUUAAAUAUAUUUUUUCUCAAUGCUACUUAGUAAUUUAGUCAUGUUCUGGGGGUGGGAGGAAAGGGAAGUAUGUCACCUGACACCCCCCCCCCCCUUUUUUUUAAAAAACAUUAUAAUGCAGGCCCCCAUUAUGUCAAUACAAAUGGCCUUGAAAAAAUUGUGUUGAAAUGGAAUUAAAUGUUAUAUAAAGCUAUAGAUAUCACAUCUGAUUAGGCCCUUGAGUACAACAACCCACACUUUUAAAGCUAUAGACCUCUUCCACCGUCUGUACCCCCCCCCCCCUUGGAAAAUCAUACAGUCUACUUUAGAAACCACUGCUCUAAUCUCCAUCUUGCAGAAACUUGAAAAUGUAAAGUCGUAUGUCUUUUAAUUAUUUAGAUUCAAAAUAUUUAAAAUUUAAAAAAAAAACAAUUUUAAAAAGAUUUGAAGUUGUAAUUUAUUUUGUAUCUUCAGAUUACCUUGAUAUCCGAGUUCUGAAUUUAUUUUGGCACCCCUUUAUGUGGUGAGACCCAGAUAAACUUUUUUUUCUAUUCAGCUUUCCAACUGGUCAAAAUGUCUCAAGAUUCAGGAGAGAAUAUUGUGAAUGGUGAUGGAGACAAACAGAUUCUUGCCCCAGCUGAAGGGCCAAGAGAAAAUCUGGUUUGUACAAUUGUUUUGAAAAUCAGUUCAUUAAAAUGAAGUAUAACAUAUGACUGAAAACAAAGUACUGGUUAAGAAAAAAAAAUUAUGAAUACUUAAUUAAAACUAUAAAUAAAUAACUUUUCAAUAAAUGCUCAGAUUUAGAUUGAUCUUGAAAGUAUGAUUUUUCAGUAUAUUUUUUAGUUGGUGGAUUUCAGUUGUGAUGAUUUUUUUUUAAAUUUCUCUCCUAUAUUUUAAUCUUGAUUUCUUUUUCAGAUCAGCACUGCAGUCAAGUUUCUUCAAAAUCCUAAAGUUAUGUCAAGUCCACUGUAUCAAAAAAAGGCUUUUUUGGAGAAAAAAGGUGUGUUAAGUUAUUAAACCAAUGAGUUAAUUGCUAUAAACACAGAAGGAUGAUAAUAAUUAAGUUUUACCUUUUUUUAAAUUAAAGAGUUAUGUAAAAAUAACAUGUAACACAGGGGUAGCAAACCCAAAAGGCUUCAUGGGCCAUUUUAGUAACAAUUCAACCUUUUGUGGGCACAUGUCAUUUCACCUAUUAUUAAAAUAAACACUGAUUUAAUACUGUAUAUAGUUAUUUAUAUAUUCUUCAUGCACUUAAUAAAAUAAAACUUAACUAAUUUAAUGCUUUUUUAAAACUUUAAAAAAGUCUCAACUCACUUGCCUCACUGCUGCAUGCGUUUUGUAUUUUGCACUUUUGAAAUCUAUUAAAAGGUUAUAGACUAUUUCAAAGUGUAGAAAACAUUCUGAAAAAAGAAACGCAUGCCGUUUUUCUGUUAAUGACGCACGUUUAUCCAGUUUAAAUUAUAAAAACUUCAAUUUUGGCCUUUAAAUCACCAAAUUACAGUAUUUUUUUUCAGGCUGCAGGUGUGCUUCCAAAGGGCCAUAUGUGUCCCGCAGGACUCAUAUUUGACAUGCCUUCUGUAACAUAUUUAUUUUAAAUAAAAAUACUAAACAAAAGUAACUUCAAACAAAAUGGUCCACAUGGUGAUUAUAGUCAAAUCUUUGUUUGAUUUUACAUUUUUAGCCAGGAUGAAUAUUCUUUUUUAUUCUGAUAGAAUUUCACUAAAAUUUUUUCUCCUACAAAAAUUGGAUUCAGGUAAUCAAAAGACUAAGAAGCACAGUUAUGAUAGUGCUAAAGAUUUUGUUGGUUUGCCAGCCUCCAAACUUAUAAGAGGAACUGUAUGUUAAUGCAGUAAAGAGUGAUAAAAAAACAAUGUGCUUAUACUUAUAUUUUUCUAUUCUAAAUUUGAUAAGCUUUCCUAAAAUAAAGAUAAUUUAAAAAAAUACAAGUCUUGCAGUGUUGAUGUAAAUAUAACAGCUAAAAGGGAAUUCAUAAUCAACACUUUUUGAAAAGGGGGAACUGUCAAAACAAAUCUGUUCUUUGCAAGUAAUAUCAUGCUGGCAAUUAAGAUGUUAGAAUUUGUAUUGCUUUGUGUUCAGGACUUACCCAAGAAGAAAUCAGCAUGGCUGUGCAGAGGUCAGGUGUCAAGGAAACAAUUGGUAUAGAAGAAUCCACUAGUCAAAUGGGACCACCACCAGGCUACCAACCUGGAAUGAUGGCAAUAACCCCCCAAACUGUUCCUGUAUAUGCACCCAGUGGGUAUUUUGUCAAGUCAUUUUUAUUUAUCAAAAACAUUUUAAUUAUCAAAUUUCAUUAUAGUGAUAGAAUAAGAAAAUUGUCAAAUUAACAUUAUCUCAAGCUUGAAAAAUAGAUAUUUUAUACAUUAACUAUUGAUAUAACAACAGAUAUAUUUCCUAAACCAAAUUGUCUCCUCGUUAUAUAACUUAGUUUGGUGUAACCAACACUCUAUUUAUACCUUGGCUUUCAUAAUUAAUUGCAGAUAUUUGUGCAGAUAUAUUUUCUUAUCUUUACUUAAUUAAUUACUUGUUAGAAUUGUAAAGAUAAUAUGUUUAUUAAGUUUAAGCUUAGUGAAAAAGAAAUCAGGUAGUAAAAUGUUCCCAUUAUACAAAACAAAAUAAUAAUUUUUUUUUUAAAUUCUUGUAACUAUAAUUUUUUUUAAAGAAACUAACAUCUUUAAUGUUCCCCCAUAUUAAUUUUUCAGUUCCUCCUCAGUCUAUUUGGGCUAAAACUCGAGAUCUAACAAUGACAACAGUUAUUGUCGCUAGUGUUUCCUACGCUGUUUACCAAGUAUUUCAAGUAAGUUUUUAAAAUGCAAAUAAUAUUUUAACAUUUUGUUUCCCCACAAAAGACUCAAAAAAUCUUCUAUGGUGUAGAUAACUGUUAUGUAUUGUUAGAUGUAUAGAGAAUUUAAUCUCUUAUUUGACUAUAUGCAGACCUGUUUACUCUUACGAUCUUACAAUUUUGAUGUGUAUACAUUAUAUAUCCUGUAUGUUUAAUUUUUGUGAGGAUAUUGUUUGAUUUUAAAAGUUUGAGGAUAAAUUGGUCUGUAUAUGGCUCGUUGACAAACAGUACACAACAAAAGAAGAUACCAUAAAUUAAAUACAGUAAUACAGAAACGACACCCAAACUAGGGCUAAUUACAAUUAAUAAUUUUAUUAAGUUAAUUUAAAAUUACAAAAUCAAAAACGAAUAAAAACUAAAGCUAUUGACUUAAAGUACAGUGAUGACUUGUACCAGCACAAUGUUGAAAAAGGAACGUACACGCACACACACAGUAAAUAUUUAUAAACAAAUCUUUGUCUCUUAUCGUAAUAACAAUCUCUAUCAGCUCAAUCUCCCUCUCUCCGCUCUGUGAAUAGGUGUAAAUAUAGUCUGUUUCAGAGACUUUUCUAGAAAUGGGUUCGGCAUUGGGCUAAAACUCAAGUUUCUUUAAUAGUCUCGUAUAUUCUAAAGGUUUCUACUUUUACAGACUUUAGACUGUAUUUAUUUGCAAUUAAGGUCAAGGGAGACAAUUUGUAAUUAAGCCACACCCCCGUCGCGUUUUCAAACUUGGGGUCACCCAGAGCACCCAUGCACUGUAAACAAGGAUGCCUAUUUAACAAUAACAAAUAUUAUUUACAUACUCAUCAUCAUCAUCAGUGGCGCUACAGCCCAUGUAGGGCCCUGGCCUGCUCCACCACAUCCUUCCAUUCAGAUCGAUCCAUGGCUUUCCGCCUCCAUGCACUAACCCCCAACUGGUGUAAGUCCUUCUCUACAUCAUCAAUCCGUCUCAGUUUUGGUCUGCAGGUGAACCAUCUGCCACUAGGUUUCUGCCUGUAUAUCACUUAUUUACCUACUCACAUUUCUGUUUAUAUUACUAGGAAUGCUAGCUUUUAUCAUUUUCUCAUUAUCUUUCAGAAAUAUUUACGACCUUGGUUGCUGGGAAAAUCAGAGCGAGAGAAAAGACUUGAGAGAUUGGAAGGUCAAAUUUUGGAAGUGCAAAAGUCUAUCACAGAUUCUCUAGCUGAAGUGACUAAAACACUGACAGCCAUACAGUUAACAUUGAACACACAGCAAACACAGGUCUGGUGGUAUAAUAAUUAUUAUGAGCAAACUUUUUUUAUUCUUCUGCUUCAAAUUUUUAAUGUCAUUUUUGUUUUUGUAAAAGAUUUAGACAAACAUAGCCUACACAUAAGUAAAGUAAAAUUAUCCUCUAGAAUCAUGUGACAAUACUUAAAAAAUAAUAUUUUUGCAUCAAUUUGAAUACAUAACUUCUAUAAUUUCUUUGCCAAAUUUUCACAGAUAUUGUUAAUAUAAAUGUUAUGUGAAAAUGUAAUAUCAUAAAAAUCAUCACUCUCUAUUAAUUUUGACAGGUUUACCAUAUAAUUAUAAAUGUCUUCCUUGUUUUCACAUACAAGCCAACAUCCAGUGUCAAAAUACAGUACAUAAAAUCCCCAAAACCUUGUAAAAUUAUAUAAAAUCCUGUCAACAAAAAAAUGAAAUGUCAGAAUAAUUAUCAUUUAUAAAUUGUAUUACCUCUUUCAAUUAUCACUAUAGUGGUGCUUCUUUAGUAUUGUUUUGUUUGCUACAAAAAGUCUUCUUGCAGACACAUAAGUGUUUUGUUUUGUUACAGGUUUACCCUUACUUUGCCAUUUUUAUUUCCUUUUGAAUACAAAUAAUUUUUGCUCCUGUUUACCAUGUCUGAAUUAGUUUUCAAUCCCAAACAACAUUUUUACACGUUUAAAAUGAUUGGAUUUUGAGAUACUGUUUUCCACAUAAAAAUGUUCCUACUUUCUUUCACACUUGAAAUGUAUUUUAACGAAACAUUUACAAUGAAUUUUUUUUAACAUAAACUUAUGUUAUCCUUAUAAAUUUUAAUAUGUGCCUUACUCUUAUCCUUGCCCCUGAAAUGUAUCUUUGGAAAAAUGGGAAUAUCUCAUUGUCCUUCGUCUCAAAGAAAUUCCAGUGUGUUACAAAUUUGGGCUUUCAGAUAAUGCUAAACGCAAUCUACUACAUUUUUUAAAAAAAAAUAGUUAUAUGUAUAUUUCCAUAUAUUUAAAGAAUAAUUUUUUUUAUUUUGAGUAGAGUUAUUUUAUCAAAUUUAAAUUGUUUCAAUUUCCGUAAAGUAAUCAAAAUUGUUUUUAAGAAUCCAUCAUUUUUAGAAAUAUGAAGUUUAUCUUACAAGCAUAUUGAAAAUAAAUUUGCACAUAGUCUAGUGAUAAUGAACUGUGAUAUUUUUAGUUAUAUUGAACUGAGCGUAAGGCAUUUACUUGGCUCAUUCUUUUAUAUAUAUAUAUAUAUAUANAUAUAUAUAUAUAUAAAACUUACAUGUUGGAAAAUAGCUAAUGAAUUACAAAUGAAUUACUUUGUUUGACAUAAAUUAACAGCAGCAGAUUGGAUAUGGUGAAGUGAGAGGAAUCUCAGACCUUAAAGCUGACAUCGCUUCCCUAAAAGGUUUGCUGUUGAACAGGUGAGAAAUCUCUUUACUUUUCAGUUAACCACAGAAAAAAAAUCAUUAAUUUCAAAGUUUGUGGGAGUUUUUAUUGUCAUUAUACAAUAUUAUCAUCAGAAAAUGUUUCAUUUAAUUGCGCAGAAUGCAAGGAAAUCAAAGGACUUAUACUGUUUAUAAAAAAUGUUAAUAAAUUAAAAAAUUCUUGGGGAUUGAAUCAACUUGAUAAAUCCGCCCAAGAGCGUAUUUAAAGCCUAAAAUCAAAUAUACUAAAUGAAAUGUUAGAAUUGUAUAGGGGUUGUUUUACAUUAUGUUACAAGGUACAAUAUUAUGAGAACUCACUUGAAAAGAUUAAGAAAUAUAAAUCAACCCAGAAAAAAUUGGUUUGUUCUUACAGAAGCCAGUUUCCUCCUGCACCAGCAACUGCCCCAGUCCUUCCAUCUUGGCAGAGGGCACCUAACCAAACACCAGUAUUGCAAUCUACAUCUGAUUCAGGGGCAACAUCCUUAAAAUCAUACUCAGAAGCCGUGAAAAUGCCUUUGGUUCAUCACCCAAGUGAUGGCUAUACUGCCACAGAGAAUACAACAGCUGUCACUGAUCAGAAUAGUGUAAGUUUUCCUCACAGUGAAGAUGAAUGAGUUAAUUUGACUGGGCUAAGUCAAUAUAACAUUUUGUAAUAAAAUGUUUAUGAAAAUAAUAAAAUACUGUAUAUCCUCCUUCAUAAGCCUGUUCCACAAAAUAAUAGGAUUUCUAGUAGAGGCAGUACUAUACAAAAGAAAAUAAUUUAUAUUUUUAAAUAUUAAAAAAAAAUUACUAAACAUAAUAGUAUUAUGUAUAACACAGAUACUUGCCUCACAUCUAUGGGUAUAUACAAUAACCAUACAGAACUUUUACCAAAAAAGGACCUCGGAGAUGUACAAAAACAAUUUCAUUUUUCAAUAUAGAUAUCGUACUUUCAUACUCUUUAAAACAGCCAAUCACGGCACUCGCAAUAUGAGAUGAAAAGUAUGCCCCAAGUCUGCGCAUGGCCAAUUUUGCACACAGCUUUAUGUUGACCUAAAUUUCUUUCUUUUUUUCUUCAUUUUUUUCUUAGUAGAAUCAAAUAACCUGGAAAAAUUUUACUUAUCUCCCACUUAUAAGCUGACCACCCCACUUAUUCCAUUGAAAUGUUUCCAAAACAAGUUGGCGUAAUAACGAGUACAUACAGUAGUUAUUGUUUGUGUCAAACUGUAUCAAAUAUUCAAAAAUUUAGAUGUGAACUGCAGUGAAAGUAAUUGACAGUUACUUUUCAAUGCCUUUAGAGUAUUUCUAAAUAUUUUUUACUUCUUAUUUAAUUUUGAUCAGACUUAGUAUUUAAAUCAACAUUCAGUCAAUUAUUUAAAUUUCUUAUGACAGGAUAUCAUGAAAGAUCAAAACCAGGAGUCAUUUGUUGAGGACAGUGAAGAUGCCCGAAGCACAGCACAGGAUGUUAUUUCAAAUGAGACUGGCGAUUCUUCAUGAUUUUUUUAAAAACAGUACUAAUAGAAAAACUAAAGAUAUUUUUCCUGGCUACCUAAUAUGUGACUUCGUGCUUCUGAAAACAUCAAAAAUCUUUACCUAUAGUUGGUUUGCAACUUACCAAGGAUAAACAUCAUAAUAUUCUACAGGUAAUCAGAGGAAAUUAAAAUGUAUACAACAACUAAAUAAGUGAUCAGCGAUCAGGCAAGAUUGAUUGCAAUGAGUUAUUGCUGAUGUUUCAUGUCAACAUAUAAUUCUAAUUGUGGAAAUAAUUGUAUUAAUAAAAAUAAUGUAUUUACAAAAUUGAAAUCAACCAACCUCUUUUACUGCUUUCUUAAAAUUAGUAUGCACUCGUAUUUUUAGUUCUAAAUUUUGAAGAAAAAUUAUUACAGGUCUCUAUGUUUAGAAAGUUAUUAUUUCUUAACUGUGUAUGAUCUUGGAAUUAAAAUACAUUGUAAAUCAUUUUCUGAUUUUUUUAUUUUUUUUCCUCUACAAAUUUUUUAACUACAACUUUAGAUCAGAGCUUUACAACUUCGUAUGUUAAUAACUUAAUAACAAACUAUUAAAUACAUCAUUUUGCAACACGACUUCAGUUUCACAAGCAAACUGAAGAUUAAACUAAACCUCGUAUCAGAAACAAAAUAUAUAGUGACAAGUCAUAUCUUAUGAACAUCUUGCAUCUAUUUUUUCAAAAUAUGUCAUAUGUUGUAAUUAUUUCUGAAUAGUACAACAAUUAUGCAAAUAAAAAUUGCAUGCGAUUAUUUGGAAGCUGAUAUUGCUUAUUCCACAUAGAGGUCUCCUGUUCGUUUCAUGUGAAACACCUACGCAUUGCAUUUGGGAAUACUCUGCUCAUAGCUGUACUCUUAACCUACAUAAUAAAUUUAGUGAGCAGGUGUUUUUUUAAUAAAAAACUUUCCUAGUGCAUUCAUUAACUUUGAUUUAUAUUAUAUAAUAUUUACAUAUUGGCCAACAAAUAUUUGUUUUAGUUUAGAUUAGUGAUAAUAAAGGAAAUGGCAUAAUGAUAGAAAAAAUAAAUUUCUAGAUAAAUUACUCCCAUUACUUUAUUAAACAGUCAUGGAUCUGAUUAAAUGGGAAUGUGUAAUUGUAACACACUCCUUCAAAAAAAAAAUAUCCAAAAGAACUACAUAGCUGAAUGUAAACUAAUAAAAUUAAUUUUAAUUUUGAGAUGUUCAUGUUUUCUGGAUUGUUCAAUGUUACUGUCUUUGCUUCAGAAGCAACUUGAAAAUGUAUGAAGUAUUUUGUGCAUCUUGUGAUCAACUCUUCCCAUCCCACUCAUAAUUAUUGCCCUGUAUAUAGUAAAUUUGUUUUAUUUGUUAAUGUAAAACAAUAUUUGCUGCUUGUUUAAAAAAAAAAUUAUAAUUUUUUUUUUUAAUAAUAAUUAUACACAAUAAAUAUUUGACAGUACAAAUAAUUAAAAAAGAUGCUAAAUAGUUUUUGUUUUUAUUCA
Messenger RNA from Lymnaea stagnalis (great pond snail), 9800 nucleotides. The record is from the annotation of a GenBank genome assembly. Lineage: Eukaryota; Metazoa; Mollusca; Gastropoda; Lymnaeidae.